AUGAGCUACGGAAAGAAAGCAGCCGAAAGAUUGGCAAACAAAACCAUUCUCAUCACUGGAUGUUCCCUGGGCAUUGGAGAAGCUGCCUGUCUUGAAUUGGCAGAGGUUACACCAAACAUCAAAUUGAUUAUCACUGCAAGAAGAAUUGAAAAGUUGGAAGCAUUGAAAAAGAAGUUGGAAAACGAGUACUCUGGUAUCAAAGUGUUGGCGAAGGAAUUGGACGUUUCGAAAUUAGACACCAUUGAGCCAUUCAUUGCCAACUUGCCUCAAGAAUUUGCUGAUAUUGAUAUUUUGGUCAACAAUGCGGGGUUGGCCUUGGGCAAAGAGCCAGUUGGAGAAGUUGCCUUGAAAGAUGUAGUCACAAUGUUUCAAACCAAUGUGUUGGGACUCAUCACUUUGACUCAAACUGUUUUGCCAAUCAUGAAAAAGAAAAACUCUGGAAGCAUUGUUUCGAUUGGUAGUAUUGCUGGUUUGGUUGCUUACGAAGGAGGCUCAAUCUACAAUGCAUGCAAAGCCAGUGUUCGUUUCUUUAUGGAUGCACUUCGUAAGGAAUUGAUUUCAACCAAGAUUAGAAGUAUCUUGAUCAGUCCUGGAGCAGUUAAAACUGAAUUUUCAAAUGUUCGUUUCAGAGGAGACGAUGCAAAAGCAGAUAGUGUUUACAAGGGAACUGAACCACUUACAGCCGAAGACAUCGCCGAAGUGAUCACAUUUACAUUAACAAGAAGAGAGAACUUGGUUGUUGCAGAAACUUUGGUUUUCCCAAAUGGUCAAGCAUCUCCUUUCCAUAUAUAUAAAAAUGAGUAG
Lodderomyces theae is the source of this 804-nucleotide messenger RNA. RefSeq names its product oxidoreductase. The coding region runs from base 1 to 804 and encodes 267 amino acids. Lineage: Eukaryota; Fungi; Ascomycota; Pichiomycetes; Serinales; Debaryomycetaceae. The transcript has a single exon. Gene Ontology annotation, molecular function: oxidoreductase activity. The record is from RefSeq and is a predicted model, not a curated record. Gene Ontology annotation, cellular component: cytosol.